This is a messenger RNA of Drosophila takahashii, 1097 nucleotides long. It is a transcript of the gene udd, whose product is annotated as under-developed. The record is from RefSeq and is a predicted model, not a curated record. Lineage: Eukaryota; Metazoa; Arthropoda; Insecta; Diptera; Drosophilidae.
AAAAUGAAAACAGAUCCUGACCAAAAGCCACCAUUGAAAACUAAAGAGCGAAAAAUAAAUGGGGACCACUUUCCAGCUAGAAGAAUACCACCAAAUGUUCUAAAACGCACCCUAGAAAUCGCCACCAAUUUCGAGGAUGGAUAUUGGACAAAUAAAAACACAUCGUGUGUUCCCCCAACCAGCUACGAAUUAUACUCCGGUGCAAAACGAUCAGUAACCUCCGAAAAACUUCGUUUGGCUCGAAGUUGCCUCAUGCAGCGGGACUACAAGACUCUGGCCAAAAUUCUGGCCUCCAAUCACUUGGGGGAAGGUACGCUACAGAAGACGGCAUUCACAGUGUUUUCUGAGUAUUCCGGCUUGCUCCAAAAACACCCAAAACUCAACACAAAGAUGGCCAAAUCCCAAGAACAACCGACUCGUCCAAAAAGUCCUAUAGUUGAGGAGGAAACCAUGGAUUAUCUUUUAUCUUAGUUUAAGCCCCAUUCGAAUUCAUAAAAUUAAACGAUUGUCUUUAUUUUUGGUAAAAACACAACCUUAUACAUGUGUAUAUUUAAUAAGCGUUAUGUUCUUCCUUUUAUUUGACUUAUAUCAUUAUCAAUAUCUUUUAAGGUUUUGCUAAAUAAAUACUGAAACGUGUGUACAAAAUGUGUGAAAAGAAAAAGGUGUGUGGUGUUUUAAAAAUUGUGUAUAUACAGUUUAGAUUUUCAAAAUGAUCAUAUGUGUCAAACAAGUCUCGAAAGUAGAUACCUUGUAAUUUGUAAUAUUUAAAUACGUUCAUAUAUAUAUUGGGUACUUAGUUGGUAACAACUUCUAGGUACAAAGGGCUUUUGUUUUCCUUUCCGCAGAAUAAUGCUCGAUUUUCUUCAUAAUAGCAAUGGUGGCUCUCGAAUUACGUUCGCAAUUGGGUUAGUUUGGGUAAAUUGAUAUUUCUUUCAACGUUGUUUUAUAAACUCUUCGUCAAACCAUCAACAACAGAUUUAGAAUACUUGAGUACGAGUGUAAGCCAAGUUCAAGAUCCCGACCAGGUCGGGCCUCCCGUGGAUAUAGUUAGUGUCUGUUUAUGGCAGCAUAAAGUACAAGCAUACAAUACAUAAUUU